This is a messenger RNA of Trichechus manatus latirostris (Florida manatee), 1372 nucleotides long. It is a transcript of the gene KCNK12, whose product is annotated as potassium two pore domain channel subfamily K member 12. The transcript is spliced from 2 exons. Gene Ontology annotation, cellular component: plasma membrane. The record is from RefSeq and is a predicted model, not a curated record. Lineage: Eukaryota; Metazoa; Chordata; Mammalia; Sirenia; Trichechidae. Bases 350 to 1228 code for a protein of 292 amino acids. Gene Ontology annotation, biological process: potassium ion transmembrane transport; stabilization of membrane potential. Gene Ontology annotation, molecular function: outward rectifier potassium channel activity; potassium ion leak channel activity.
GCCGCGCCCCGCCUGCUGCUGCUGCUGCUGCCGCCGCUCGCACCUCAACGAGGACACGGGCCGCUUCGUGCUGCUGGCGGCGCUCAUCGGCCUCUACCUGGUGGCGGGAGCCACAGUCUUCUCGGCGCUCGAGAGCCCCGGCGAGGCGGAGGCGCGGGCGCGCUGGGGCGCCACGCUGCGCAACUUCAGCGCGGCGCACGGCGUGGCGGAGCCGGAGCUGCGCGCCUUCCUCCGGCACUACGAGGCCGCGCUGGCCGCUGGCGUCCGCGCCGACGCGCUGCGCCCGCGCUGGGACUUCCCGGGCGCAUUCUACUUCGUGGGCACUGUGGUGUCGACCAUAGGUUUCGGCAUGACCACCCCCGCGACGGUGGGCGGGAAGGCCUUUCUCAUCGCCUACGGGCUCUUUGGCUGUGCGGGGACCAUCCUGUUCUUCAACCUCUUCCUGGAGCGCAUCAUCUCGCUGCUGGCCUUCAUCAUGCGCACCUGCCGGGAGCGCCAGCUGCGCCGCAGCGGCCUGCUGCCCGCCACCUUCCGCCGCGGCUCGGCGCUCUCGGACAGCUGGAAGCCCUCGGUGUACCACGUGCUGCUGAUCCUGGGCCUGUUCGCCGUGCUGCUGUCGUGCUGCGCCUCGGCCAUGUACACCAGCGUGGAGGGCUGGGACUACGUGGACUCGCUCUACUUCUGCUUCGUCACCUUUAGCACCAUCGGCUUCGGAGACCUGGUGAGCAGCCAGCACGCCGCCUACCGGAACCAGGGGCUCUACCGCCUGGGCAACUUCCUCUUCAUCCUGCUCGGUGUGUGCUGCAUCUACUCGCUCUUCAACGUCAUCUCCAUCCUUAUCAAGCAGGUGCUCAACUGGAUGCUGCGCAAGCUGAGCUGCCGCUGCUGCGCGCGUUGCUGCCCCGCGCCCGGUGCGCCCCUGGCCCGGCGCAAUGCCAUCACCCCCGGCUCCCGGCUGCGUCGCCGCCUGAACGCGCUCGGCGGCGACCCCCGGGCCCUCGACAGCGACGCUGAGGGCCGCCGCCUGUCGGGCGAGCUCAUCUCCAUGCGCGACCUCACGGCCUCCAACAAGGUGUCGCUGGCGCUGCUGCAGAAGCAGCUGUCGGAGACGGCCAACGGCUACCCGCGCAGCGUGUGCGUCAACACGCGCCAGAACGGCUUCUCGGGCGGCGUGGGCGCGCUGGGCAUCAUGAACAACCGGCUGGCGGAGACCAGCGCCUCCAGGUAGACGGCCGCGCCCGCCCGCCCUCCCGGCAGAGCCAGGAACCCUGACCAAUCUGGGGUGCCGUCGGGCGUGGUUUGCUUUACCUCUCUCAGACGCUGGCGCGCUUAAUCUUUAUCCAAUAAAACGAAACAAAAAAAAAAUUUUUUU